GAGCGGCGCGGGCGGCAGCAGCUCUGCGAUGGGAUGACGCGCUCGGCGGGCAGGCGGCUCUACUAUGAUUUGCUAUGUGGCCACUUUGGUAGCAAGUGUGCUUGGCGCCGCAGGGCUCGCAGCUCAAGGUGCCCAUGGCCUGCGAGAGGAGCCCGAGUUUGUGACUGCGCGGGCCGGCGAGGCAGUGGUGCUGAGAUGCGACGUGAUUCACCCGGUGACGGGGCAGCCCCCACCCUAUGUCGUGGAGUGGUUCAAGUUCGGGGUCCCCAUCCCCAUCUUCAUCAAGUUUGGCUACUACCCGCCCCACGUGGACCCCGAGUAUGCAGGCCGGGCGAGUCUUCAUGACAAAGCAUCUCUGCGGCUGGAGCAGUUGCGCUCAGAGGACCAGGGCUGGUACGAGUGCAAAGUGCUUAUGCUGGACCAGCAGUAUGACACCUUCCACAACGGCAGCUGGGUGCACCUCACCAUCAAUGCUCCUCCCACCUUCACGGAAACACCCCCCCAGUACAUCGAGGCCAAGGAAGGUAGCAGUGUUACCAUGACCUGCACAGCUUUUGGGAACCCGAAGCCCAUCGUCACCUGGCUCAAGGAGGGGACACUCCUAGGUGCUAGCAGGAAAUACCAGGUGAGUGACGGGAGCCUGACAGUGACAUCAGUCAGUCGGGAAGACAGAGGUGCCUAUACCUGCCGGGCUUACAGCAUACAGGGGGAGGCCAUCCACACCACCCACCUGCUCGUCCAAGGACCUCCUUUCAUCGUUUCCCCUCCUGAGAACAUCACUGUCAACAUAUCCCAGGAUGCUCUGCUCACCUGCCGAGCGGAGGCGUAUCCUGGCAACCUCACCUACACCUGGUACUGGCAGGACGAGAAUGUCUACUUCCAGAAUGACCUGAAGCUGAGGGUGCGCAUCCUGAUUGACGGGACCCUUAUCAUCUUCCGGGUGAAACCAGAGGAUGCCGGGAAGUACACCUGUGUCCCCAGCAACAGCCUGGGGCGCUCCCCCUCGGCCUCGGCGUACCUGACCGUGCAGUACCCAGCCCGCGUCCUCAACAUGCCCCCUGUCAUUUACGUGCCCGUGGGAAUCCACGGCUACAUCCGCUGCCCUGUGGAUGCAGAGCCUCCGGCCACCGUGGUCAAGUGGAACAAGGAUGGCCGCCCCCUGCAGAUUGAGAAGAACCUGGGCUGGACCUUGAUGGAGGACGGCUCCAUCCGCAUCGAGGAGGCCACAGAGGAGGCCCUUGGCACUUAUACCUGUGUGCCUUACAAUACCUUGGGGACCAUGGGCCAGUCUACCCCUGCACGACUUGUCCUGAAGGACCCCCCGUAUUUCACGGUGCUACCGGGCUGGGAGUAUAGGCAGGAGGCCGGCCGGGAGCUGCUUAUCCCCUGUGCUGCCGCCGGAGACCCCUUUCCCGUCAUCACCUGGAGGAAGGUAGGGAAGCCCAGCAGAAGCAAGCACAACGCCCUGCCCAGUGGGAGCCUCCAGUUCCGCGCUCUGAGUAAGGAGGACCACGGCGAGUGGGAGUGCGUCGCCGCCAACGUGGUCACCAGCAUCACUGCCAGCACCCACCUCACCGUCGUCGGCACCAGCCCCCAUGCCCCGGGGAGCAUCCGGGUCCAAGUCUCCAUGACGACUGCCAAUGUGUCCUGGGAGCCAGGCUACGAUGGAGGCUAUGAGCAGACAUUCUCAGUCUGGUACGGGCCUCUGAUGAAGCGGGCACAGUUUGGACCCCAUGAUUGGCUGUCUUUGCCAGUGCCGCCGGGGCCCAGCUGGUUGCUGGUGGACACUCUAGAGCCCGAGACUGCGUACCAGUUCAGUGUCCUGGCCCAGAACAAGCUGGGGACGAGCGCCUUCAGUGAGGUGGUCACUGUGAAUACUUUAGCAUUCCCGGUCACAACUCCAGAACCCCUGGUGCUGGUCACCCCACCAAGGUGCCUCACAGCCAAUCGGACCCAGCAGGGGGUGCUUCUGUCGUGGCUGCCCCCUGCCAACCACAGCUUCCCCAUCGACCGCUACAUCAUGGAGUUCCGGGUCGGAGAGCGCUGGGACACGCUGGAUGAUGGCAUCCCGGGCACCGAUUUGGAAUUCUUUGCCAAGGAUCUGUCCCAGGACACCUGGUACGAGUUCCGGGUUCUGGCCGUCAUGCAGGACCUGCUGAGUGAACCCAGCAACAUCGCCGGAGUCUCCAGCACAGACAUCUUCCCGCAGCCAGACCUGACUGAUGAAGGGCUGGCUCGGCCUGUGUUGGCGGGAAUCGUGGCUACCAUCUGCUUCUUGGCAGCUGCCAUCUUGUUCAGCACCCUGGCCGCCUGCUUUGUCAACAAGCAGCGCAAGCGUAAGCUCAAGCGCAAAAAAGAUCCUCCGCUCUCCAUCACUCACUGCAGGAAGAGUCUGGAAUCUCCUUUAUCCUCCGGCAAGGUGAGCCCCGAGAGUAUCCGGACGCUCCGCGCCCCGUCGGAAUCCUCAGACGAUCAGGGCCAGCUGGCAGCCAAAAGGAUGCUGAGCCCCACGCGGGAGAAGGAGCUGUCGCUGUACAAGAAAACCAAGAGGGCCAUCAGCAGCAAGAAGUACAGUGUGGCCAAAGCCGAGGCCGAGGCCGAAGCCACCACCCCCAUCGAGCUCAUCAGCAGGGGCCCCGACGGCCGCUUCGUGAUGGGCCCCUCUGAGGUGGAGCCUGCACUGAAGAGCAGGCGCAUCGAGGGCUUCCCCUUCGCGGAGGAGACGGACAUGUACCCCGAGUUCCGCCAGUCGGACGAGGAGAACGAUGACCCGCUGGUGCCCACCUCAGUAGCUGCCCUCAAGUCUCAGCUGACCCCUCUGUCAUCCAGCCAGGAGUCCUACCUGCCGCCACCAGCAUACAGCCCUCGGUUCCAGCCCCGUGGCCUGGAAGGGCGGCUCCAGGCCACCGGCCAAGCCCGGCCCCCUGCUCCCCGGCCCUUCCACCACGGCCAGUAUUAUGGUUACCUCAGCAGCAGCAGCCCCGGGGAGGUGGAGCCCCCACCUUUCUACAUGCCGGAGGUGGGCAGCCCCUUGAGCUCCGUCAUGUCCUCACCGCCCCUGCACGCCGAGGGGCCCUUCGGCCACCCGACCAUCCCCGAGGAGAACGGAGAGAACGCGUCCAACAGCACGCUGCCCCUGACUCAGACGCCCACGGGAGGGCGCUCCCCCGAGCCCUGGGGCCGGCCCGAGUUCCCCUUCGGGGGGCUGGAGACCCCAGCCAUGAUGUUCCCCCACCAGCUGCACCCCUGUGAUGUAGCCGAGAGUCUGCAGCCCCAGGCCUGCCUCCCCCGAGGACUGCCCCCCGCGCCCCUCCAGGUGCCCGCGGCCUACCCGGGCAUCCUGUCUCUGGAGGCACCAAAGAGUUGGGCGGGCAAGUCGCCAGGCAGGGUCCCCGCCCCGGUGCCCACCGCCACCAAGUGGCAGGACAAACCUAUGCAACCUCUGGUGAGCCAAGGGCAGCUAAGACAUACCAGCCAAGGUAUGGGCAUUCCGGUGUUGCCUUACCCCGAGUCGGCCGAGCCGGGCGGGCAUGGUGGCCCCAGCACGUUCGGUCUGGACACCCGGUGGCCUGAGCCGCAGCCCCGGCCCCGGCCCAGCCCCCGGCAGCCCCGGCGCGCCGAGCCCAGCUUACAUCAAGUGGUGCUACUGCCCUCCCGACUCUCCCCUCUGACCCAAAGCCCCCUCGGCUCCCGGACGGGCUCCCCGGAGCUGGCCGCCCGGGCCAGGCCUCGCCCGGGCCUGCUGCAGCAGGCGGAGAUGGCGGAGAUCACCCUCCAGCCGCCGGGCGCCGUCAGCUUCUCCCGCAAGUCCACGCCGUCCACGGGCUCGCCGUCUCCGAGCAGCCGCAGCGGGAGCCCCAGCUACCGGCCCGCCAUGGGCUUCACCACCCUGACCACAGGCUACCCCUCCCCUCCGCCGGGCCCUGCUGGGCCUGGGGACAACCUGGACGUGUUUGGACAGACGCCUUCCCCUCGGAGGAUGGAGGGGGAGCUGCUCAGGCCCGAGGCCCCCCCUCCAACGUUACCUACUUCAGGAACACGGUCGCCUGUGCCCGGGACCACUGCUGCACCUGAGAGACUGGAGGCUCUGAAAUACCAGCGGAUAAAGAAGCCCAAAAAGUCAUCCAAGGGCUCCUCGAAGUCAAAGAAACGAUCCGACGGUUCUGCCCCCCAGGCUCAGCAGCUUCCAAACUCCCAGGUUCUGUGGCCCGACGAAGCUGUCUGCCUCCGAAAGAAGAAGAGACACUCUCGACCUGACCCCUUUGCCCGCCUCUCAGACUUGUGCCACCGCCAGCUCCCUGAAGACCAGACAGCGAUCCUCAACAGCGUGGACCCUGACGACCCAGGCCACGCCACUCUGCUGUGACCCGACGCUGCUCCGCACAUCCUGGGGCUAGAGUCAGGUCGAGGGGGCAAGGGAAGGGGUGUGUGGUCAAGGGCAUGAGAAGACCAGGAAGAGGGACGCUGCGCGGUGACUUGUCCUCUUCUAUAAGCAAAGGCAUGGCCCCAGCCUUUAGUUGCCCAGACCUUUGCUCCGUGUGCUCGCUCUCCAGAGACAGAGGGCUGAGGGCAGACUUGGAAGCUCUGGGUAGAGAGGUUGGGAAGAGAACUGGGGGUGGGAGAGGCCAGCCUCACAUCUCUCCUCUCCACUAGAUUGAUUUUUCUCACCUCUUCAAAGCAUCUUGGACAGGAAGAAGAUGAAAGCAUGGCUUUUAUUGCUCUCUGCUUCUCUCCCAGUUUUUCAAGUCCUGGGUGAGAGCUGGGCUUCCAUGCCAUCUUCCCAACUCUACAUAUAUAUAGAUAUAGAUACAAAUGCACAUGUGCAUCAUAUGUGGUCUCUCUAUGUGUAUAUAUAUGUACAGUGGAGCAGAGCACGGUUUAUUUCUGUGGUUGUUGGCAGACGGAGGACAAGGGCUGUGCGCUCUGUGGCUUUGUGAGUGGGAGUCUCUGAGGGCUGGCCGGGUGUGCUGGUGUCUGUCUCGGGGGAUUUUUCCUCUUGAAACAGGAGAGACCGUUUGUCUCUCUGCCUUCUCCCAUUCAGAGCAGGAAUGGGGCCUUUCCACGAUUUCCAGCUGCCUGCUUUGGGGGUUCGGCAGUGACUUACCACAGAACUAAACACACGCUUUUAUUCCUUAGUUCCCAGGUGAAGAAAGGGGGGCCUGGCAAAGGGCCACACUGCCCUCUUUCUUCCUUCCUCAGUUUGGAUCGUGCAACAGUGGAGACCUCCAGGUCCUCUCGGCCCAGCCAGGGCCACCUGUGCCGAGCUCCAAGCUGCCGCCGCUCUAUUUAUACCAUCUCUGGCUCGGCACCCUCCAGAGUGCUGCUCUGUAGCGGCUGAUUGGAUCCCUCCUUCCUUUUUGUGGGAGCUAAUUCCCCAGAUUGAUUAAUUGCCGCUUGUGCGGAGCCUGCCCCGCGGCUCCUUUCAGUGCUCUCUGCGGCUGCCUGCGAUUCUUCUUUGCCCUGAGCCUUCCUGCACUGCACGGACCCAGGCUACAGUAGGAUGGGAUCAGAUGAAGCCAGGGUGCUUUGGAUUUCUGGGUUCUGGGGGCGCUCUGGGUACCCACCCUCUUUCCCCAGUUUGUUUCUGUGUUGAGGUUUGGGGAUGACGGUAGAAGGCAGGUAGGUAGGGCUUGGGCUCUAAUCCUUCCUCUGCCAAAAUCUUGUCCUAGUCCAAACUCUUAGCACCCAGAAGCUUUGGUGGAGCCAUUGUCCAGCUACUAAAGAUGUAUCUCUCUUCCAACAAGAUAAAGGUGCUGCCCAGAUGCAGGACGGAAGGUUCUGAGGUGGGUGGAGGGUACUUCCCGCCUCUCUUCCCAGGCCUUCCAGCUCGCCCCAGUACAAAGGUGGCCACCAGGCUCCUUGAAGUAUCUCCUUCUUGGUGCUGCUGGCUUGGUGGGUCUGGGGGCAUCCACUUCUCCCCUUCGACUUUAGCCAAUUCUUGAGCAGUGGAGGCUUCUCCUGGUCUCCCUGCAGCUGCCAAUGGCUUGGCCCCAUGACCUGGUCCAGAUGGGAACUCUGAGAGCUGGGAGGCUGAUCCUUCCUUGGAGCUCCCAGCUUAGGUGAUUCAUUUCUUCUCUGCUAGACAGGCCCUGGUGCUUCCUUUCUCCAGCCCAGUGAGCUGGGGACCAACUCUGCCCUUGAGGUUCACCUGAGGCAAGGCACACAACCAUUCCUCAAUGGGAUAAACUGGGGCGAAGGAGGCAGAAAGGGGUGUAAUUCUGGCCCUCAUAUUGUCAAGAGCGUGUUGCUCUGGGGUGGGCUUUGUGCUCUUGGGUUGCAGUUUGGACCUUCAGGGUGAUGCUCCUUUCCAGGGGCACCCCAAACCACAUUGCUCUAGGGAAACUGAAGCACCAAGGUUGGGCGACUCUUUGUCUUCUUUUGGGGGUCACUGCCACAAUACACUGAUCCCUCAAGCAUCUUCCGAUGCCUCCCUGAGAUAUCUGGCCUGGGGUGUGGGAUCUCACAUGGGGUCCUUCUGUAGGCUUCAUCUGAACUCUGACAGCAUGUUCUUCCUUGACCAGGGUGGAAAUCUGGGUAGUCUGCCCAGAUCUUGGGGUAUAACAUUAGUGUGAACUGUCAGGGCUGCUGGACAUCAGGAUGAGUUAGGCCAGGCCUUCCUGAGCAUUUUCCCGUCAGACUCUGGGGAACUCUGGGCCCUGAGAUGGGAAAGGAAGAGGAAAAGAGGAGGCAGAAGGCUUUGUUUCUUCAGGAUGGUCUGUGGGGUUGAGAGCCAAACUCUGGGGGCUGAGCUGACUUAGAUGAUGGCUGUGUUUUCUGGGGGACCUGCCUGUGAGCUCUGCCCUCAGUGCUAACCAAGGUGCUGACUCCUUCCUUCCUUGCUGGGUUCUGGCAGUGCCCCUUACCUCUGCACAUCAGACCAAACGGUGGGAGCUGGGCUUUUCCUGGAUGCUGGGUGGUAGCUGUUCUGCAGCCCCCCCAAGGCUGGGAAAGCGCCCAAGGCCAACCUGUCCUCCCAGGGCCUUGGACUCAUUUUGCCUCCCAAGAGGGCUUCCUUCUUGGGCAGUUUCCUGGAAGCCAGUAGCUUCAUCAUCCCCUGAGAGCAACUUCAGCUCUUCCUAUCAAGACUGUGAUGGAAAUUGGAAUACAGUCUUCCAUCUCUGUGUGAUGGGGGUGUGUAUGCAUGGGAAGGAAUCACGGGGUGUAACACUUCUUGGGACCAACUGUUGUAUUCUGCCCUUGAACAAUUGCAACGAGUACUAUUUAAUUUCCUAGGAUCUUCACACUCCACUCUGGGGAGAGCAAACGUGUCUUCCAAACUUCCCUUUGUUACGGUCUGUUGACGUUGCAGUGGAAGCAACCCAGGUAAAGACCUGUUCCUGAGUCUUGGACUUGUACCUGCUCCUUCCUUCUGCAUCUUGGCUUGAGAUGGCAUCUGUGUCAGUGCCAUGUGAUUUGCAAACCAGGCAGAAGGUAGCACGUUUCUUGGAGGGGCCUGAGGCUGGACGCACUUGGGGAUUGUGAGGCUGCAGUUGUCUGCGGGAAGACAAUGAGCAAUAAGUAAGAGAAGUCAAAGCCUGUUUCUAGAUUUGCGAUGGCACCAAAUGAAGUUGAUUCUGUGGCUUGGAAAGGGGACUCUUGGAUGAAUUGUCUGGUGGCCCUGGGCCAGGCCUUUGGUGGGGAGCUCUGCUUGUUGGCCAGCCUGUCUCCCCAGCAGCUCUCCUUGAGGCAUUGGCAUCUGAGAAGCCUUCUGAGAUUCCGUUUCUCAGCAGGAAGGAUGCCUCCAUCCCAAAGGGCUAUGAACCCUCCUUUGAGGAGGGGACUGUACCAUGGUCAUUCUCAUGGGAAAGGAAGUCUCAAGCAGGGAUAGAUGGGGUGAGAAAUUAUCGCUAUUUUCCCCUGCUCUUGGUCUUUAUUUUUGAUAAAUGAUCUAAAAGAUUUGGGGUUAAAUUAAUUUCAGCUGUUUAUUCCUUGUCCUUUUCAGGCAGAGGGAACUGGGCAGAGUUCAGAUUAGAAAUUUCGUGACUUUUUUUGGAGCGAAGUUGACAAACUGUAGCUUCUUCAGGGAAGAAACAGACUUCCUGAGCCUCAGGGCUUCAGCUCCAUCCCCCGGGAUUUGAAUCCUGGGCUGAAGUGUGCAUGGUUGGAGCCGUUUCUUGCAAUUUUGUUAGA
Molecule: messenger RNA, 8130 nt
Organism: Choloepus didactylus (southern two-toed sloth)
Lineage: Eukaryota; Metazoa; Chordata; Mammalia; Pilosa; Megalonychidae
Gene: IGSF9B
Product: immunoglobulin superfamily member 9B
Exons: 20
Coding region: 65-4366 (1433 amino acids)
Biological process (GO): cell-cell adhesion
Cellular component (GO): neuron projection
Molecular function (GO): protein binding
Source: RefSeq, a predicted model, not a curated record